ACACCAAUGCUGUAAUGCAAGGAUCUAAUAUAAUCUUAUGCAUCAGAUAUUUUACCCAACAGUUAACCAAACAUUCACUUAAUAUAUAACAGAUUAUAUUUAUAAUUUUUGUAUGACAAGUAUUCGUUAAGUUACAUUUAAUUUUUCUGAUGCAUUUCUGAAAGGAGGGAGAAAGAACAAAAUGCGCGCAAGUUUAUCAUCUUAAUUUUGUGAAAUGCACCACAUUCAAUUUUUUGUUUGGAGUGAACACAAAAAACUCUAACGUUUUAAAUGAUGUAUAAAUUCUGUGUGUCCAAAAUCAGCAGAGUAAUCGUGAGUAAAUUUUUUACUGAAAUUAAAUGUUUUAUUGCCUCUUCUUUCAUCUAUAGUUCACACCCACAAGUGAAAGUGAUUAAGACCUUCAGUGAAGCUCCUCCUACAACAAUCCACCAAUAAAUGCUGGAGUCAAACACACAGAGAAAUCACUCCAUGUGUGACAACUGAAAUCUUCAUGACAUAAUGUUGAUGUUGGUGAAAGAGGAGCUUGAGAAGAUGACAGAUCCACAACCAUGCAGAAUAAAGAAUGAAGAUACUGAGGAACAAAUAGAUUUUGUUACCAUACACUUGCAUACUGACAGACUGAAACGGUUGGACUUAAAAAUAUACAUUUGUGCUGUACCGAAGAAACAAAAUCACCUACAUCUUGGAUGGCCUGGGGAUAUGAUGGAAGUGAAUAAGAGCAGUCAAGCUGAAAUGAAUGAACCGAAUGAGAAACAUCAGAAUGUAAAAACAAAUGCAAAACAACUUAACAGACACAUAAGAGUUCACACCGGAGAGAAACCAUUGACAUGUCAACACUGUGGGAAGAGUUUUACCAAAAAAUACAGGUUUACAAUCCACAUGAGAAUUCACACUGGAGAGAAACCAUUCAAAUGCAGUCAGUGUGUAAAGAGUUUUCGCUCGGAAAGUUAUCUGAAGGAACACAUGAAGAUUCACACUGGAGAGAAACCUUACAAAUGCAGUGAGUGUGAGAAAAGUUUUUACUAUAAACACGUCCUUAAAAGACACAUGAGAGUUCACACUGGAGAGAAACCUUACUCAUGUCAACACUGUGGUAAAAGUUUCACACAACAAUCAGGUUUUGAUGGCCACAUGAGGAUUCACACCGGAGAGAAACCUUACACGUGUAAACAGUGUGGAAAGAGUUUCGCCCAACAAUCAAGUUUUGAUGGCCACAUGAGAAUUCACACUGGAGAGAAACCUUACAAAUGCAGUCAGUGUGAAAAGAGUUUUCGCUCUGGAACUCACUUUAAGGAACACAUGAGGACUCACACUGGGGAGAAACCUUUUCCAUGCCAGCAUUGUGAAAAGAGAUUUCCAGAUGCAAAACAACUUAACAGACACACGAGAGUUCACACCGGAGAAAAACCUUUUGAAUGUCAUAAAUGUGGAAAAUUUUUCAGAUGUUAUAGUAACCUUAAAAGACACAUGAGAGUUCACACUGGAGAGAAACGCAUUCCUGUGCCAACCUGAUCUCACAAAUUUCUGUGAAAUAGUGACGCAUUAUUUUGCUCAGUUUUGCGUGACAUUGUAAUGUAUUUCCACCAUUUUACGUGCCCCGGCCACGACUUUCUUUUCCGUGACAGUUUCACGUAUUGGUUACUCAACUGUUUUUCCUAUAAAUAAUUGUCGCUUCUGUUAGGGGUAAGAUUUGCUGGUUGCAUUACAAUGUCACUUAAAGUAUUGGUUUAUACAUUUUUUCUGUUUGCUUUUUAAACUAUUGUCACCUGACGUUAGGGUUAGAGUUGAGUAAGGAUGUCAUUUUACGUAACAGAAAGUUGUUCUAAUCCCAAAUCGAAGCGACAAUUGUAAGAAAAUAGUUAAAACAGUUGAGUAACCAAUACGUGAAACUGUCACGGAAAAGAAAGUCGUGGCAGGGGCACGUAAAAUGGUGGAGAUACGUGACAAUGUGAUGCAAAACUGAGCGAAAUAAUGCGUGACUAUUUCACGUGAGAUCAGGCUGUCCCAUGCAGUCAGUGUGAAAAGAGUUUCAGAGAUGAAAGUACACUUAAGAUACACACAUGAGAAUUUAAACCAGAGGGAAACCGUUCACGUGUCAACACUGUGGGAAGAGUUUUACGUGGAAAUGUAGUUUCAGAAUUCAUCUGUGCUCUCACUCUGAACAGACAUUUAAAUGUGAUGAGUGAAGUAAAAGGUUUAAAUCCUCAUCACAUAUGAAGAGACACAUGAGUGUGAAAUCUUAGUUGUGUACUGUUUGUUUAAAAGUGUUUAUGUCUGUUUGAAAUUUAAAAAAAAACAUGUUGGUUUGAGAUGUUGUGUGCUUUGUGUGUUAACAAGGUACAACUACUGGAUUUAACCCCCAUGUUCAGUUUGGGACACCCAGACCCUCUUUUUUAUUAUGAUAUUUCAUGACUUUUUCUAAUUACAUAAGAUACAUUUUGAAAUUAGUUUUUACGUGUGAUGAACCCUGUAAUAAAGGUUAUUUUGACCACAA
Messenger RNA from Misgurnus anguillicaudatus (oriental weatherfish), 2494 nucleotides. Lineage: Eukaryota; Metazoa; Chordata; Actinopteri; Cypriniformes; Cobitidae. The record is from RefSeq and is a predicted model, not a curated record.